GUGUUGAAGACAUCGUGGCAAUAAUGAUUCCUGAACCAAAAGGGAAGGAGAUAGUAAGCCUUCUGGAAAGGAACAUCACCGUGACCAUGUACAUCACCAUCGGAACCCGGAACUUGCAGAAAUACGUGAGCCGCACUUCGGUUGUGUUUGUCUCCAUCUCCUUCAUUGUUCUGAUGAUCAUAUCCCUCGCGUGGCUGGUCUUCUACUAUAUCCAGAGGUUUCGAUAUGCAAAUGCCAGGGACAGGAACCAGCGCCGACUGGGAGAUGCAGCAAAGAAAGCGAUCAGCAAGCUCCAGGUCAGAACCAUCAAGAAGGGUGACAAGGAAACAGAGCCCGAUUUUGAUAACUGUGCAGUGUGCAUUGAAGGGUACAAGCCCAAUGACGUCGUGCGGAUCUUGCCCUGCCGGCAUCUUUUCCACAAGUCCUGUGUUGACCCCUGGCUUCUAGACCAUCGCACCUGUCCCAUGUGCAAGAUGAACAUUCUUAAAGCCCUAGGGAUCCCGCCUAAUGCCGACUGCAUGGACGACUUGCCCACCGACUUCGAGGGGUCUCUGGGAGGCCCACCCACCAACCAGAUCACAGGCGCGAGUGACACGACUGUAAACGAAAGUUCCGUCACUUUGGACCCUGCUGUCCGGACAGUGGGAGCCUUGCAGGUGGUCCCGGAUACAGAUCCCACCCCGCAGGAAGGAGAAGUCAUCUUUACCACCAACAGCGAGCAGGAGCCAGCUGUAAGCAGUGACUCUGACAUCUCGCUGAUUAUGGCGAUGGAAGUUGGACUGUCUGAUGUAGAACUUUCCACUGACCAAGACUGCGAAGAGGUGAAAUCUUGAAAUGAUACACAUAGAAAAAAGGGAUAGUAGGACCCAAGGGGAAGGAAGGGAGGAGUGCCUCAAGACUUGGACCAGGCACACGCACCUCCAGAAUACCUUGGUAACCCCACGACGCUCCACUCAAGAAUGGUAAUGAAAGCAAUAUCCAAAGUCACGUCCAUCAGGAUGCCGUUUCUCCAUCCGUACAACAGUCCAGGGCCUUGGCAGCUUGGAACACAAAAGCCAAUUUUCCCUCCCAUGUCCUUGUAGACACACACUUCAGGAGCUCCUAAAACACACAGAAAGGACACAUG
Molecule: messenger RNA, 1126 nt
Organism: Hyaena hyaena (striped hyena)
Lineage: Eukaryota; Metazoa; Chordata; Mammalia; Carnivora; Hyaenidae
Gene: RNF150
Product: ring finger protein 150
Exons: 6
Source: RefSeq, a predicted model, not a curated record